AUGACUAUAACCGAUGAUAUCAAGGACGAGCACCUCAACAAAAGUCUGCUUUGCUACAAGGCAAGAAGAGCCGACGGGACUUGGACAGAAGAGCAAGAAAUAGAUCUAGAUCCUUACUUUGGUGACUGGGAUGGCUGGUUUGACGAUAAGCACCCUGGUUAUUCCAAGAAGUCAAAAAACGAAAAGAUUGAUCGCGAAUAUACGGGGUCUCCAUUUCACGAAGAGCUUAAACUUAAAGCGGAAUUGCUAAUGAAUAACGGCGAAUACCGAGAACCGCCCCAGGGUAUUUUCUUGUACCCCUAUUUUGACCUUAUUGAUGGUACUCUGCAAUACAAAGGCCCUAUUCGCGCAAAUGAAUGA
Molecule: messenger RNA, 360 nt
Organism: Aspergillus pseudoviridinutans
Lineage: Eukaryota; Fungi; Ascomycota; Eurotiomycetes; Eurotiales; Aspergillaceae
Exons: 2
Coding region: 1-360 (119 amino acids)
Source: RefSeq, a predicted model, not a curated record